Onychostoma macrolepis is the source of this 15584-nucleotide messenger RNA. RefSeq names its product mucin-2-like. Gene Ontology annotation, cellular component: extracellular region; extracellular matrix. The transcript has 51 exons. Gene Ontology annotation, molecular function: hormone activity. Lineage: Eukaryota; Metazoa; Chordata; Actinopteri; Cypriniformes; Cyprinidae. The record is from RefSeq and is a predicted model, not a curated record.
AUGGAUGUUGUCUCCAUGGGGACUGUGAGGAUGUCCCAGAUGUGGAUGCUGAUAUGGGUCGUCCAGCUGAUGGGGCUGCAGUCUGUACAAGCAGGCUUCUUGGGGGACUAUGGGGAUGAUUUGAAGGAUCCUAUGGACUUUACAGCCUGGCCGCCAACAACAACAACAGAAUCUGUUUCUCUUGGUUUAGUUCAACCGAAUCCUGAUCAUCAGUCCACGAUCUGCAGCACAUGGGGAAAUUUCCACUUCAAGACCUUUGAUGGUCAGUUCUUUCAAGUGCCAGACACGUGCAACUACGUUCUGUCAGUGAUGUGUGACAUUGAAGUUUCUGAUUUUAACAUCCAAAUGCAAAGAGAGACUGUGAAUGGCUCAAUCACUUUUAGCACAGUCACAAUAAAGCUGGAGGGAACAAUCAUCAAAAUCACUAAUGGUGACAUAACCAUGGAUGAUCAAGCGGUGUCGAUUCCGAUCAAUCAGAAUGGAAUUAAAAUUGAGGGAACCCCAACAAGUAUUAAAGUCUCCAGAUAUGGAGUGACUGUCUUCUGGGAAGAAGACAACUCUAUAUUGAUUGAACUUGCAGAGAAGUACCAAGGUCAGACCUGUGGACUCUGUGGAAACUACAACGGCAACAAGAAUGACGAUAUCCCUGAAACUGGUCCAGCCACCUGGAAGGUUUCUACACCAACUGAAUCCUGCGAGGAUGUUACACUUCCUCCUGGGGAUCAGUGUGACCAGGUAUGAGACAAACACCUAAGUGCUUGCCAGCAGUAUCUCAGCAGUCCGGGGUUUAGUGACUGUUACAAUGUGAUGGACAUGGGUUCAUUUGAAAAAGCCUGUGUAGACGACCUGUGUCAGUGUUACGGCAAUCACGACUGUCUCUGCAACACACUCACAGAGAUUUCACGACAGUGCACUCAUGCUGGAGGAAAACCACAAACAUGGAGGACAGAACAGCUCUGUUCAAAGACAUGUCCUCUGAACUUGCAAUACAUGGAGUGUGGGAGUCCGUGCAAGAACACCUGCUCAGAUCCAACCACAAGUCUACUGUGUAAAGAACACUGUGUGGAUGGCUGUUUCUGCCCUAACGGCACUGUGGAAGACGACAUUGGACAGAGUGGCUGUGUUUCUGUGAACAAGUGUCCUUGUGUGCACGACGGCAGAGUAUAUCAAUCAGGAGAGUCUUACAAACAAACUUGCAAAAAAUGUAUGUGCGCUGCUGGACACUGGACUUGUACAUACCUGGAAUGUCCCGGAAUCUGCUCUGUUGUUGGAGGGUCUCACGUCACCACUUAUGAUGGAAAGACCUUCACCUUCAGCGGCAACUGUGACUACAUCCUCACUAAGCACUCUAAUGACAGUGAUAUUGCUGUCGUGGGAAAUCUGGCAAAGUGUGAUCCGGCCCGAACAGACACAUGUCUAAAUUCAGUUACCCUUGUCAUUUCGGGCAACACUAUUAGUAUUGCCUCCAAUGGUGUUGUGGCGCUGAAUGGAAACAGUCCAUAUAAGCUUCCUGCCACCACAGGUCCCGUGAGCAUCUUCCAGCCCACUUCCUCUUUCAUCAUUGCUGAUAUGAAGAGUCUUCGUCUAGAGAUCCAGUUGGCUCCAGUCAUGCAGUUGUAUAUUGUAGCCAGCACUGAAGAGAAAGGGAAAAUGAGUGGUCUAUGUGGAAACUAUAAUGAUGUCCAAUCAGAUGACUUCAAAACAGAGUCGGGUAUCAUAGAGGGCACACCAAUAACAUUUGUCAAUUUUUGGAAGAAAAACCCAUACAGUUGUCCAGAUCUUGAAAACACAUUUGACAACCCCUGUAGCUUGAGUGUGGACACAGAGAAACUUGCUAAAGACUGGUGUUCCCGUCUUACAAACCAGAGCGGAGUCUUUUCCGCAUGUCAUUCAGAAAUAUGUCCUGAGAUUUACUACCAAUGGUGUGUCUAUGACACCUGCAAAUGUGCAGAUAUUAGGAAGUGUAUGUGUGCCGCCGUGUCCAACUAUGCCCAUGCCUGUGCUGCCAGAGGAGUCAUUCUCCAGGGCUGGAUGGAUUCUGACCCCUGUGUAUCUGAGUGUUCAGAAAACAUGCAGUACUCCUACAGUGUGUCCAGCUGUGGCAGCACCUGCCGCAGUCUCAGUGAACAAAGUAACACCUGCCCAGGGUCCUUCACACCUGUAGACGGCUGCGUCUGUUCUGAGGGAAAAUACCUUAACGAAGAAGGCAGUUGUGUGCCUGCCCACCAGUGUCCUUGUUACAAAGGCAACCAGGUCAUAGAACCGUCGGGAACAUCCUACAUAGAUGGUGUAGCAUGCACAUGUACCCUUGGGAAAUUGCACUGCUCCAGUCCAGAAGACUGUGUGGCUCCAAUGGUCUUCUUCAAAUGCUCAAAUUAUGAACAUGGAACAAAAGGGACAGAGUGUCAGAGGACCUGCCAGAACCAAGACCUAUACAACUGCGUGAGUACAGGGUGUGUAUCAGGGUGUAUGUGUCCAGAUGACCUUCUGGCUGAUGGAAAAGGUGGGUGUGUGGAGAGGAAAAACUGCUCCUGUGUCCACAAUGGACUCAGCUAUUUACCUGGAGAGCAAGUUCAAGAGGACUGUAACACCUGCACAUGCACAAAUGGAAUGUGGACUUGUACAGAUAAUGACUGUUAUGGCACCUGUACCAUCUAUGGUGAAGGUCAUUUCAUGACUUUUGAUCGCAAGAAAUAUUCUUUCCAUGGAGACUGUGAACACAUCUUAGCCCAUGAUAACUGCAAUAAUGAACAGAGUCCAUAUUCUCUACGCCUGGUCACAGAGAACAUCCCCUGUGGCACCAGCGGCACCAUUUGUUCCAAAUCCAUCAAUCUUUUCUUUGGGAGAUACAAGAUGAUUUUAUCGGAGGAGAGUGGGAUCAAAGUUGUUGAAACCAAUGGCACUGAUUACCAAUAUCAAAUCCAUACUGCUGGAAUAUACAAUGUCAUAGAGGUCAAAGGUCUUUUGAACUUAAUCUGGGACAAUAAAACGAGUCUGAUGCUCCAACUUCAUCCUAAAUUUAACGGCAAGGUCUGUGGACUCUGUGGAAACUUUGACGGUAAUGCGAACAAUGACUUUCUGAAGCAUGAUGGAGAAGAGGUCACUGAUGCAGUGGCAUUUGGAAACAGCUGGAGGGUGAAUCCUAGCUGUCCAGAAAUGAGCAACUUGAUGAAUCCAUGUGAAAAAAAUCCACAUCGGAGGGCCUGGGCUAUCAAACAAUGCAGCAUCAUCACAAGCCCUGUCUUUACAAACUGCCAUUCACGUGUGGAUUCUGGCCCAUACUAUGAUGCCUGUGUAAGGGACACCUGUGCAUGUGACAGUGGGGGUGACUGUGAUUGUUUCUGUACCGCAGUGGCAGCUUACGCUGCUGAAUGUCGUAAAAAAGGAGCUUGUGUGGCAUGGCGGAGCCCAAGCAUAUGUCCUUUAUUCUGUGACUACUACAACAGCCCUCCAAAUGAAUGUGAAUGGCACUAUAAAACCUGCGGAUCCACCUGCAUGAGAACUUGCAGAAACCCAUCAGGAACUUGUUCUAAUCAAAUUCCUCUACUAGAGGGGUGUUUUCCUCAGUGCCCUUCAAAAAGGCCAUUUCUGAGGGAGGACACAAUGAAAUGUGUUACAGAGGCAGAAUGUCGUUCUCUGUGUACCUAUGAUGGGAAGAUCUACACUACUGGACAAGUGGUGUACGAUACCACAGAUGGGAAUGGCACAUGUUUUACUGCUGUGUGUGGUUCCAACGGCAUGAUAAUAAGAAAUAUUAAAAAAUGCAUUACAACAACUACGCCAUUCACUUUCACAACUCCACCACAAACUACUAAAACAACAAUUAUAAUAACAGUUACAAAGACUUCCACUUCAAUACCUACUACAGUAACACUAACAACGCCAGUAUCUACUACUGCUAUUACUGCUCCAACACCAUCUACAGAAACACCACCGCCUCCCACAGGACCCGAAACACCAUCCACAGCUACUACAACUGCUGGUCCACCAACACCUACAUCACCAGGAGUUUCUACUACUGCUGUUACUACUGAAACACCAAUCACAGAAAUGCCACCACCUCCCACAAGACCAGAAACACCAUCCACAGCUACUACAACUGCUGGUCCACCAACACCUACAUCACCAGGAGUUACUACUACUGCUGUUACUGCUCCUACUCCAUCUACAGAAACACCACCACCUCCCACAGGACCAGAAACACCAUCCACAGCUACUACAACUGCUGGUCCACCAACACCUACAUCACCAGGAGUUUCUACUACUGCUGUUACUGCUCCUACUCCUACUCCAUCUACAGAAACACCACCACCUCCCACAGGACCAGAAACACCAUCCACAGCUACUACAACUGCUGGUCCACCAACACCUACAUCACCAGGAGUUUCUACUACUGCUGUUACUGCUCCUACUCCAUCUACAGAAACACCACCACCUCCCACAGGACCAGAAACACCAUCCACAGCUACUACAACUGCUGGUCCACCAACACCUGCAUCACCAGGAGUUUCUACUACUGCUGUUACUGCUCCUACGCCAUCUACAGAAACACCACCACCACCGACACGAGCAGAAACACCAUCCACAGCUACUACAACUGCUGGUCCACCAACACCUACAUCACCAGGAGUUUCUACUACUGCUGUUACUGCUCCUACAUCACCAGGAGUUUCAACUACUGCUGUUACUGCUUCUACUCCAUCUAAAGAAACACAACCACCUCCCACAGGACCAGAAACACCAUCCACAGCUACUACAACUGCUGGUCCACCAACACCUACAUCACACCACAUUUCUACUACUGCUGUUACUGCUCCUACUCCAUCUACAGAAACACCACCGCCUCCCACAGGACCCGAAACACCAUCCACAGCUACUACAACUGCUGGUCCACCAACACCUACAUCACCAGGAGUUUCAACUACUGCUGUUACUGCUCCUACUCCAUCUACAGAAACACCACCACCUCCCACAGGACCCGAAACACCAUCUACAGCUACUACAACUGCUGGUCCACCAACACCUACAUCACCAGGAGUUUCUACUACUGCUGUUACUGCUCCUACAUCACCAGGAGUUUCAACUACUGCUGUUACUGCUCCAACUCCAUCUACAGAAACACCACCGCCUCCCACAGGACCCGAAACACCAUCCACAGCUACUACAACUGCUGGUCCACCAACACCUACAUCACACCACAUUUCUACUACUGCUGUUACUGCUCCUACUCCAUCUACAGAAACACCACCGCCUCCCACAGGACCCGAAACACCAUCCACAGCUACUACAACUGCUGGUCCACCAACACCUACAUCACCAGGAGUUUCAACUACUGCUGUUACUGCUCCUACUCCAUCUACAGAAACACCACCACCUCCCACAGGACCCGAAACACCAUCUACAGCUACUACAACUGCUGGUCCACCAACACCUACAUCACCAGGAGUUUCUACUACUGCUGUUACUGCUCCUACAUCACCAGGAGUUUCAACUACUGCUGUUACUGCUCCAACUCCAUCUACAGAAACACCACCGCCUCCCACAGGACCCGAAACACCAUCCACAGCUACUACAACUGCUGGUCCACCAACACCUACAUCAACAGAACUUUCUACUACUGCUGUUACUGCUCCUACGCCAUCUACAGAAACACCACCGCCUCCCACAGGACCCGAAACACCAUCCACAGCUACUACAACUGCUGGUCCACCAACACCUACAUCACCAGGACUUUCUACUACUGCUGUUACUGCUCCUACUUCAUCUACAGAAACACCACCGCCUCCCACAGGACCCGAAACACCAUCCACAGCUACUACAACUGCUGGCCCACCAACACCUACAUCAGCAGGACUUUCAACUGCUGCUGUUACUGCUCCUACAUCACCAGGAGUUUCAACUACUGCUGUUACUGCUCCUACUCCAUCUACAGAAACACCACCACCUCCGACACGAGCAGAAACACCAUCCACAGCUACUACAACUGCUGGUCCACCAACACCUACAUCACCAGGAGUUUCUACUACUGCAGUUACUGCUCCUACAUCACCAGGAGUUUCAACUACUGCUGUUACUGCUCCUACUCCAUUUACAGAAACGCCACCACCUCCCACAGGACCCGAAACACCAUCCACAGCUACUACAACUGCUGGUCCACCAACACCUACAUCACCAGGAGUUUCUACUACUGCCAUUACUGCUCCAACACCAUCUACAGAAACACCACCACCUCCGACACAAGCAGAAACACCAUCCACAGCUACUACAACUGCUGGUCCACCAACACCUGCAUCACCAGGAGUUUCUACUACUGCUAUUACUGCUCCUACUUCAUCUACAGAAACACCACCGCCUCCCACAGGACCCGAAACACCAUCCACAGCUACUACAACUGCUGGUCCACCAACACCUACAUCACCAGGACUUUCAACUACUGCUGUUACUGCUCCUACUCCAUCUACAGAAACACCACCGCCUCCCACAGGACCCGAAACACCAUCCACAGCUACUACAACUGCUGGUCCAUCAACACCUACAUCACCAGGAGUUUCUACUACUGCUGUUACUGCUCCUACAUCACCAGGAGUUUCAACUACUGCUGUUACUGCUCCUACUCCAUCUACUGAAACGCCACCGCCUCCCACAGGACCCGAAACACCAUCCACAGCUACUACAACUGCUGGUCCACCAACACCUACAUCACCAGGAGUUUCUACUACUGCCAUUACUGCUCCAACACCAUCUACAGAAACACCACCACCUCCGACACGAGCAGAAACACCAUCCACAGCUACUACAACUGCUGGUCCACCAACACCUGCAUCACCAGGAGUUUCUACUACUGCUAUUACUGCUCCUACUUCAUCUACAGAAACACCACCGCCUCCCACAGGACCAAACACCAUCCACAGCUACUACAACUGCUGGUCCACCAACACCUACAUCACCAGGAGACCCGAAACACCAUCCACAGCUACUACAACUGCUGGUCCACCAACACCUACAUCACCAGGACUUUCAACUACUGCUGUUACUGCUCCUACUCCAUCUACAGAAACACCACCGCCUCCCACAGGACCCGAAACACCAUCCACAGCUACUACAACUGCUGGUCCAUCAACACCUACAUCACCAGGAGUUUCUACUACUGCUGUUACUGCUCCUACAUCACCAGGAGUUUCAACUACUGCUGUUACUGCUCCUACUCCAUUUACAGAAACGCCACCGCCUCCCACAGGACCCGAAACACCAUCCACAGCUACUACAACUGCUGGUCCACCAACACCUACAUCACCAGGAGUUUCUACUACUGCCGUUACUGCUCCAACACCAUCUACAGAAACACCACCACCUCCGACACGAGCAGAAACACCAUCCACAGCUACUACAACUGCUGGUCCACCAACACCUACAUCACCAGGAGUUUCUACUACUGCUAUUACUACUCCUACUUCAUCUACAGAAACACCACCGCUUCCCACAGGACCCGAAACACCAUCCACAGCUACUACAACUGCUGGUCCACCAACACCUACAUCACCAGGAGUUUCUACUACUGCUGUUACUGCUCCUACUCCAUCUACUGAAACGCCACUGCCUCCCACAGGACCCGAAACACCAUCCACAGCUACUACAACUGCUGGUCCACCAACACCUACAUCACCAGGACUUUCAACUACUGCUGUUACUGCUCCUACUCCAUCUACAGAAACACCACCGCCUCCCACAGGACCCGAAACACCAUCCACAGCUACUACAACUGCUGGUCCACCAACACCUACAUCACCAGGAGUUUCUACUACUGCUGUUACUGCUCCUACUCCAUCUACUGAAACACCACCGCCUCCCACAGGACCAAACACCAUCCACAGCUACUACAACUGCUGGUCCACCAACACCUACAUCACCAGGACUUUCAACUACUGCUGUUACUGCUCCUACUCCAUCUACAGAAACACCACCACCUCCGACACGAGCAGAAACACCAUCCACAGCAACUACAACUGCUGGUCCACCAACACCUACAUCACCAGGAGACCCGAAACACCAUCCACAGCUACUACAACUGCUGGUCCACCAACACCUACACCAGGAGUGUCUACUACUGCUGUUACUGCUCCUACUCCAUCUACUGAAACGCCACCGCCUCCGACAGGACCCGAAACACCAUCCACAGCUACUACAACUGCUGGUCCACCAACACCUACAUCACCAGGAGUUUCUACUACUGCUUUUACUGCUCCUACUCCAUCUACAGAAACACCACCGCCUCCCACAGGACCCGAAACACCAUCCACAGCUACUACAACUGCUGGUCCACCAACACCUACAUCAUCAGGAGUUUCUACUACUGCUGUUACUGCUCCUACUCCAUCUACAGAAACACCACCGCCUCCCACAGGACCCGAAACACCAUCCACAGCUACUACAACUGCUGGUCCACCAACACCUACAUCACCAGGAGUUUCUACUACUGCUGUUACUGCUCCUACUCCAUCUACAGAAACACCACCGCCUCCCACAGGACCCGAAACACCAUCCACAGCUACUACAACUGCUGGUCCACCAACACCUACAUCACCAGGACUUUCUACUACUGCUUUUACUGCUCCUACUCCAUCUACUGAAACACCACCGCCUCCCACAGGACCUGAAACACCAUCCACAGCUACUACAACUGCUGGUCCACCAACACCUACAUCACCAGGACUUUCAACUACUGCUGUUACUGCUCCUACUCCAUCUACAGAAACACCACAACCUCCGACACGAGCAGAAACACCAUCCACAGCAACUACAACUGCUGGUCCACCAACACCUACAUCACCAGGAGUUUCUACUACUGCUGUUACUGCUCCUACUCCAUCUACAGAAACACCACCGCCUCCCACAGGACCAAACACCAUCCACAGCUACUACAACUGCUGGUCCACCAACACCUACAUCACCAGGAGACCUGAAACACCAUCCACAGCUACUACAACUGCUGGUCCACCAACACCUACAUCACCAGGACUUUCAACUACUGCUGUUACUGCUCCUACUCCAUCUACAGAAACACCACAACCUCCGACACGAGCAGAAACACCAUCCACAGCAACUACAACUGCUGGUCCACCAACACCUACAUCACCAGGAGUUUCUACUACUGCUGUUACUGCUCCUACUUCAUCUACAGAAACACCACCGCCUCCCACAGGACCCGAAACACCAUCCACAGCUACUACAACUGCUGGUCCACCAACACCUACACCAGGAGUGUCUACUACUGCUGUUACUGCUCCUACUCCAUCUACAGAAACACCACCACCUCCCACAGGUCCCGAAACACCAUCCACAGCUACUACAACUGCUGGUCCACCAACACCUACAUCACCAGGAGUUUCUACUACUGCUGUUACUGCUCCAACACCAUCUACAGAAACGCCACCGCCUCCCACAGGACCCGAAACACCAUCCACAGCUACUACAACUGCUGGUCCACCAACACCUACAUCACCAGGACUUUCAACUACUUCUGUUACUGCUCCUACUCCAUCUACAGAAACACCACCACCUCCGACACGAGCAGAAACACCAUCCACAGCUACUACAACUGCUGGUCCACCAACACCUACAUCACCAGGAGUUUCUACUACUGCUGUUACUGCUCCUACUCCAUCUACUGAAACUCCACCGCCUCCCACAGGACCUGAAACUCCAUCCACAGCUACUACAACUGCUGGUCCACCAGCACCUACAUCACCAGGACUUUCAACUACUGCUGUUACUGCUCCUACUCCAUCUACAGAAACGGCACCGCCUCCCACAGGACCCGAAACACCAUCCACAGCUACUACAACUGCUGGUCCACCAACACCUACAUCACCAGGAGUUUCUACUACUGCUGUUACUGCUCCAACACCAUUUACAGAAACACCACCGCCUCCCACAGGACCCGAAACACCAUCCACAGCUACUACAACUGCUGGUCCACCAACACCUACAUCACCAGGAGUUUCUACUACUGCUGUUACUGCUCCUACUCCAUCUACUGAAACGCCACCGCCUCCCACAGGACCCGAAACACCAUCCACAGCUACUACAACUGCUGGUCCACCAACACCUACAUCACCAGGAGUUUCUACUACUGCUGUUACUGCUCCUACUCCAUCUACUGAAACGCCACCGCCUCCCACAGGACCCGAAACACCAUCCACAGCUACUACAACUGCUGGUCCACCAACACCUACAUCACCAGGAGUUUCUACUACUGCUGACCAAACACCAUCCACAGCUACUACAACUGCUGGUCCACCAACACCUACAUCACCAGGAGUUUCUACUACUGCUGUUACUGCUCCUACUCCAUCUACUGAAACGCUACAGCCUCCCACAGGACCCGAAACACCAUCCACAGCUACUACAACUGCUGGUCCACCAACACCUACAUCACCAGGAGUUUCUACUACUGCAGUUACUGCUCCUACAUCACCAGGAGUUUCAACUACUGCUAUUACUGCUCCUACUCCAUCUACAGAAACGCCACCGCCUCCCACAGGACCCGAAACACCAUCCACAGCUACUACAACUGCUGGUCCACCAACACCUACAUCACCAGGAGUUUCUACUACUGCUGUUACUGCUCCAACACCAUCUCCAGAAACACCACCGCCUCCCACAGGACCCGAAACACCAUCCACAGCUACUACAACUGCUGGUCCACCAACACCUACAUCACCAGGAGUUUCUACUACUGCUGUUACUGCUCCUACCCCAUCUACAGAAACACUACCACCUCCGACACGAGCAGAAACACCAUCCUCAGCUACUACAACUGCUGGUCCACCAACACCUACAUCACCAGGAGUUUCUACUACUGCUGUUACUGCUCCAACACCAUCUACAGAAACACCACCGCCUCCCACAGGACCAGAAACACCAUCCACAGCUACUACAACUGCUGGUCCACCAACACCUACAUCACCAGGACUUUCUACUACUGCUGUUACUGCUCCUACAUCACCAGGAGUUUCAACUACUGCUGUUACUGCUCCUACUCCAUCUACAGAAACGCCACCGCCUCCCACAGGACCCGAAACACCAUCCACAGCUACUACAACUGCUGGUCCACCAACACCUACAUCACCAGGAGUUUCUACUACUGCUGUUACUGCUCCUACUCCAUCUACAGAAACAACACUACCUCCGACACGAGCAGAAACACCAACCACAGCUACUACAACUGCUGGUCCACCAACACCUACAUCACCAGGACUUUCAACUACUGCUGUUACUGCUCCUACUCCAUCUACAGAAACACCACCGCCUCCCACAGGACCCGAAACACCAUCCACAAAACACCACCGCCUCCCACAGGACCAAACACCAUCCACAGCUACUACAACUGCUGGUCCACCAACACCUACAUCACCAGGAGUUUCUACUACUGCUGUUACUGCUCCUACUCCAUCUACAGAAACACCACCACCUCCCACAGGACCAGAAACACCAUCCACAGCUACUACAACUGCUGGUCCACCAACACCUACAUCACCAGGACUUUCUACUACUGCUGUUACUGCUCCUACUCCAUCUACAGAAACACCACCGCCUCCCACAGGACCCGAAACACCAUCCACAGCUACUACAACUGCUGGUCCACCAACACCUACAUCACCAGGAGUUUCUACUACUGCAGUUACUGCUCCUACAUCACCAGGAGUUUCAACUACUGCUGUUACUGCUCCUACUCCAUCUACAGAAACGCCACCGCCUCCCACAGGACCCGAAACACCAUCCACAGCUACUACAACUGCUGGUCCACCAACACCUACAUCACCAGGAGUUUCUACUACUGCUGUUACUGCUCCUACUCCAUCUACAGAAACACCACCACCUCCGACACGAGCAGAAACACCAUCCACAGCUACUACAACUGCUGGUCCACCAACACCUACAUCACCAGGACUUUCAACUACUGCUGUUACUGCUCCUACUCCAUCUACAGAAACACCACCGCCUCCCACAGGACCCGAAACACCAUCCACAGCUACUACAACUGCUGGUCCACCAACACCUACAUCACCAGGAGUUUCUACUACUGCUGUUACUGCUCCAACACCCUCUACAGAAACGCCACCGCCUCCCACAGGACCAGAAACACCAUCCACAGCUACUACAACUGCUGGUCCACCAACACCUACAUCACCAGGAGUUUCUACUACUGCUGUUACUGCUCCUACUCCAUCUACUGAAACGCCACCGCCUCCCACAGGACCCGAAACACCAUCCACAGCUACUACAACUGCUGGUCCACCAACACCUACAUCACCAGGAGUUUCUACUACUGCUGUUACUGCUCCAACACCCUCUACAGAAACGCCACCGCCUCCCACAGGACCAGAAACACCAUCCACAGCUACUACAACUGCUGGUCCACCAACACCUACAUCACCAGGAGUUUCUACUACUGCUGUUACUGCUCCUACUCCAUCUACUGAAACGCCACCGCCUCCCACAGGACCAAACACCAUCCACAGCUACUACAACUGCUGGUCCACCAACACCUACAUCACCAGGAGUUUCAACUACUGCUGUCCCGAAACACCAUCCACAGCUACUACAACUGCUGGUCCACCAACACCUACAUCACACCACAUUUCUACUACUGCUCUUACUGCUCCUACUCCAUCUACAGAAACACCACCACCUCCCACAGGACCAGAAACACCAUCCACAGCUACUACAACUGCUGGUCCACCAACACCUACAUCACCAGGAAUUUCUACUACUGCUGUUACUGCUCCUACUCCAUCUACAGAAACACCACCACCUCCCACAGGAACAGAAACGCCUCCGACACAAUCAACAAUUGUUACAUCAACAGUUUUGACAGAAACACCUACAGUGACAGAAAUGCCAUCAACAAAGUUCACUAUAUAUACAGAAUCACCACCUGAAACGACACAGACUAAAUCACCUCAAAUUGUCAUCACAACUAUCUGUCACUGUACAUUUGCAAAUCAAACUUUCCCACCUGAGUCAGUCAUUUACAACAAAACUGAUAAAGCUGGCUGGUGCUACUUUGCUUACUGCAACUCCAAUUGUGUUAGUGAAAUAACGCAGAAACCAUGCCCUCAGACUACUACGGUUCCAGUUUCAACUGUUCCAAAUGACUGUAGAGAUAUCAACAGAAAGAAUGGAGAGACAUGGAAUGAAGGAUGCACCACUAAAAACUGCAUAAAUGGGAAUGUUACCACAAACCCUGUACAGUGUGAUCCAGCUGAUUCUGUCAUACCUACAUGUGUCAACGGACUUAAUCCUGAGAAGGUUUAUUAUAACAAUGGCUGCUGCACUAAGUACGAGUGUCUAUGUCGAUGCAGUGGCUGGGGUGACCCUCAUUACAAUACAUUUGAUGGAAAAUAUUAUGUUUUCCAAGGAAAUUGCGACUAUGUGUUGGUCAAAGAAAUCAUUCCAAGACACAAUAUCAGUGUCCAUGUUAAAAACUAUUAUUGCGAUGUUACAAAUAAUUUUGCUUGCCCGGAGUAUGUGACUGUGAAGUACAAAUCCUAUGAAAUCAAGCUAGCAAGUAAUAGUAAAGAGAUACAGGUUUAUGUCAAUGACGUUGUGAAGGUCCCAACUUUCUUGAAUAAAGAUUUCAGCAUCACUACCUCUGGCAUGGCAGUGAUUCUUACCAUUAAUGAAAUCAAAGCUGAGAUUUUAGUCAGUCAUCAAGGCUUUGAGAUCAAUCUCCCGUUCUCCUACUUCCAUGGUAAUACAGAGGGACAGUGCGGUGUUUGUGACAACGAUGCCACAAAUGACUGCAGACGUCCCGAUGGAACAACUGAUCAGUCAUGUGAGAAAAUGGCAGCAUUGUGGGCGGACUCCCCAGAAUGUAAAACACCUCCACCACAUCCAAGCGAACCUCUUCCUACCUGCACAGCACAAAUCUGUGAGGUCAUCAAGAGCAAUCUGUUCAAGAGCUGUCAUGACAUCGUUCCCUAUCAAAGCUACUAUGAGGCAUGUAAAUAUGAUGUAUGCUACAAGAAAAAUGACUCCAUGGCCUGUGCCAGUGUGGAGGCCUAUGCACAGCUAUGCGGCCAGCAGUCUAUAUGUGUGGACUGGAGAGACUCAGCUGACCUCAACGGGCAAUGCGCAUACAAAUGUGCUGAUCACAAAGUCUACAAGGCAUGUGGGCCUAAAGUUGAAAGAACCUGCAGUACAAGAUACAAUGAGAUGUUUGUGGAAGACAAAACCAAAACUGGCCACCAAACAUUCAUGGAAGGUUGUUACUGUCCUGGCAACACAUAUCUAGUUAGUUCAACAACAGAUCAAUGCACACCUACUUGUGAUUGCAUUGGCCCUGAUGGAUUACCAAGACAGCCAGGAGAUAAAUGGAUCGUGAACUGUACAACAUACAAAUGCUCCACUGAGAGCUUUGGUGUUGUUCAAGAGCCAAUGACUUGUCCAACCAUAGAGCCCUGUGGCCACGAAUACAAAAGCAUCAUUGAAAACUGCUGUCCAACCUGUGUGUGUGAUACCAGCAAGUGUUCAAUGAAAUGUGAUGUGGGAUAUGAGUUAGCAGCAGAGGUACCUCAGAACAGUUGCUGUCCACCAUGUGUGCCCAAAGAUGUAUGUGUGCACAAUAAUACUGAAUACCAGCCUGGAGUUAAAAUCCCUACAGAGCCUUGUUUGGAAUGUUACUGCCAAAUGGAUAAAGACCCACAGACCCAACUACAUUCUGUGGCAUGUGUUAAUAAAGUCUGUACACCUUGUGCUGAGGGCUUUGAGCGUGUAGAACAAGAAGGAGAGUGCUGUGGAACAUGCAAGCAAAUCAGCUGCAUUUAUACUGCGCCGGACAACACCACACAUACUCUCCAGGUUGGAGAAGUGAAAAAUUACAAUUGUGAGAGUAUUACCUGCAGUGAAAUUAAUGGCAUGUUUGUGACAGAGAAGAUCACACCAAAAUGCCCUUAUUUCAAUCCAGAUGACUGUGAGCCUGGAACUGAGAAAUAUGAUGCAGAUGGAUGUUGCAAGAUCUGUGAGCCCAAGACUUGCAUUGUUUUGAAGAACACAACCCAUGUGCAUGCAAAUGACUGCAAGUCCAUCCACCCCAUAGAAGUGACAUCCUGCAGCGGUCACUGUGGCACCCAAUCAAUGUAUUCAAUGGAAAAGAACAUUAUGAUGCACAUCUGUUCUUGUUGCCGAGAGGAGAAAGUCAACCUUCGAAAGGUGACGCUGAAGUGUGCCGAUGACAGAGAGGUCGUUCAUGACUACAUUUACAUUGAGAGCUGCAAAUGUACUCCUACAAAGUGUGUAGACUAGAAGGCCUGAAGACUUGAUAAAAGAUGCUGAUCUUAAAGCUUUUCAUUUGAUUACUGCUCAUGUGAAUUAAAUUACUUAAGACAAGAGAUAUUUGAAAUAAUGAACACAGCAACAAAUUCAUGCUUUUAUUCUAGGGCUAGGGUUUUCACUUUAAAUAUAAUCUCAAAUGUUUAAAUUAUCUGUAACAAAACUAUUUCAUUUGUCUUUUCUAUGGUAUAAUGAAAGUUCUGUAUAAUUUUGAUGAAAUAAGUGAAUGUUCAACACAAUAAAGAAGUCAA